This is a messenger RNA of Aspergillus melleus, 1323 nucleotides long. RefSeq names its product low affinity potassium transporter. Gene Ontology annotation, molecular function: high-affinity potassium ion transmembrane transporter activity. The transcript has a single exon. The record is from RefSeq and is a predicted model, not a curated record. NCBI's taxonomy places the organism in Eukaryota, Fungi, Ascomycota, Eurotiomycetes, Eurotiales, Aspergillaceae. Bases 1 to 1323 code for a protein of 440 amino acids. Gene Ontology annotation, biological process: potassium ion import across plasma membrane; intracellular potassium ion homeostasis. Gene Ontology annotation, cellular component: plasma membrane.
AUGUCUCAGCGAGAUAAUUCUCCCCUGCGACUCUAUCAUCAUUACAUCUACAUUUCCUUUUGGGUUGUUUUCGCCUCGGUGAUCUUCUAUCUCCCGGGCGGGGUCACCUAUACCAAUGCCUUGCUUCUUGCUUCCGGCGCCGCGACCCAGACAGGUUUGAAUCCCGUCGAUCUGAACCGGCUCCAUGUCGUGCAGCAGGCGAUACUGUGGGUCGUGCCCAUGGUCACCAACGUCGUUUUCAUGCACUCGCUGCUCGUGCUGGUUCGUCUGUAUUGGUUUCGGAGACGGUUUCGAGGUGCCAUCCAUGACGCUAAGACGCUCUGUCGGACGCAGCGCCGGAGAAUGAAUCAAGAGCUCGGUGCUCUCGAGGAGCAGGAGCGGAACGCCGUGAAUAUCAGCAGACCGAUAGUGCCACCCUGGUCGGGCAACAAUGAAGAGCAGCCUCUGCUGGGGAGGAUAAACGAUGAUGACGACGCGGUAUCUCCGCGCAGGUACCAGGCCACUAGCCCUCAUAUCACCUUUGAGGACGACAGAGAGCUGGGGAGCAAACACAGGCGUCGUUCGAGCAUCGGGUCUCGCCGACGUUCGAUAUCCGAAUCAGUCGCUGAUUCGGGCGUGAACGAUCCUGCCGUCGGUAUGCCACCGUUGCCCUCUUUGAUGUGGCAAUCCUCCAUCGCCAGCUAUUCCGACUGGAACGAGGCGCAGAAGGAGGAGCUGGGAGGCAUCGAAUAUAGGGCACUGAAAACGCUGCUCAUCAUCCUGGUCUGCUACUUUGUCGCGUUCCAUGUGCUGGGGACGGUGCUGUUCGUGGCGUGGGUGCUAAUCAGUCGACGGCACGACCCGAUCUUCUCGGACAUCCAGGUCGCUCCCUCUUGGUGGGCUGUGUUCACUGCGGGUUCCGCGUUCAACGACUUGGGGUAUACUUUGACGAGAAACUCCAUGGCCUCCUUCCGCACCGAUGCCUUCCCCUUGCUGGUCAUGACGUUUCUCAUCGUGAUCGGAAACACGGGGUUUCCGUGCAUGCUGCGGUUAAUCAUCUGGAUGCUAUCCAAGGCCACAUCCUAUGGCACCACUUUGGAUGAGGAGCUGCAAUACCUGCUCAAUCAUCCACGGCGAUGCUUCACGCUGCUCUUCCCUAGUGCAGAAACCUGGCGUCUUGCCGCCGUGCUGUUGAUACUCAACGCGAUUGACCUGUUAAUUUUCUACACCAUGCAAGAGGUAGGCAUCUUAUACCCUGAAUCGUACGCUCGACCAGAUAUUAAGGCACUAAUGCAAUUCAGAUCCCGGGUGACGAGCCCAUUUCACCGGGCAUCCGCUUCGUGA